UCAAGAUUUGGAUCAACUUAACUAGGUCAUCUCAUACAUUCAGUCAUAUACGAUAACAAUGGAGCAAGUAGAGAGUAGCGCGCAGGAGGAGCUCAGCCUCGAGCUCACUCUGGGCUUUGCUGUGUGCGUGACGACCGCCCCGCCCCUCCCCCGCUUCUUCUCAUGCGUCUACUGCGACCAAAAGUUCGGCACCGCGCAAGCGCACGGUGGCCACCAAAACGCGCAUAAGCAAGAGCGCGCCGUCGCCAAGCGCCUCCGGGAGACCACUGCUGCCACGGCGCACUCUUGGAAGGCAGGGAGGGCUGCCACCACUGCUCAGAUCUCCGGGGAGCCUGCAACAGGCUCCGUGGCGCACAUGCGCGGCAGGAGCUCGUCGGAGCGCGACCACGAGCUCGACUUGGCUCUCCGGCUGUAACCGGUCGGCUGAUCGAUCAAACUCUGCCAGUAUCCUUGGUCCGAAGCCUUUAUUUCCGGUGCUAGGUACGUUAUAGUUAGCUAUAACCAUUUGUUUCAAAGUUCCUGCUGUGUAUGCGUUGGAUUCAUAUCAGCGCUCUUAUAGUUAACUGGAUAUUUGUUUUUAAGGUCUAGACCAUCCUUGUCCUUGGAUUUGACACUAAAUUUCGCAAUUCGUCAGAUAAUAUGACCAUGGCGGGUAAUGACGUUGCCAGAAAAAUCUGGGUCUAUUCUCAGAAAUGAUUACUUUAGGGGCAUUUAGAAAAUAUUGUGAAAUAAAGACAUUGGUCAACACCGUGUCGAUAAGUAGUAGUCCCUCCUAUCCAUAUUAUUUGUUGCUCAAACGGAUAUAUCUAGCACUGAAAUAUGUCUAGAUAUAUCCGUGUGAGCGACUAGUAAUAUAUUGAUCAGAGGGAGUACUAGCUAGAGUUAUUUAUGAACAUCUAUCACUGAAACGGAUAUAUCUAGCACUGAAAAAUGAACAUCUAUCCCUUUAAGACACUAGAGUUAUUUAUGAACUUCUAUGUAUUUCAAGUGUCUAUUUAGGGUUAAAAUUUUCAACGAAAUUUCAUUGAAAUUUCGCAUACUUCAGUGGGGUCUGAAACAUUUUCGACUCCGAAAUUCCGAGCCAGAUUAAAACUAAUUUCAAAAGAAAAUUCAAUUAGGUUAAUAUUCAUUAAAACAAAGUAAAAUUUGAAAUCUCAAUGAGGUCCCAAAUUGUUUUGUUUUGAAAAUUAAAAACCUAUUCUAUUACAUAGUCUCCGAGAGUGAGUUGCAAUGCCAAGAUAUUUAAAAGAAAGGAGCUAACACCACAACCAAACUGUUGGGCAUACUUUCUCUUGUGCUAUUUAGCCUCCCCGUUGCAAUAAAGUGUUAUAAAAAUUCAUCUUAAAUUGAUAACCGUGUUGCUUUCUUUCUUGAAUGAAAGCCCCCCCUCCCCCGUCCACUUUUAUUUUAUAGAGUGAAGCAAGAUGGUUCACAGCAUACGACCUGUCAGAAUUGAUCAGGCUAGAGAUUAACUAAAUGGCAGGCAACCAAACAGAUGUCCGACUAAAGAACGU
Molecule: messenger RNA, 1514 nt
Organism: Triticum aestivum (bread wheat)
Lineage: Eukaryota; Viridiplantae; Streptophyta; Magnoliopsida; Poales; Poaceae
Product: zinc finger protein 1-like
Exons: 1
Coding region: 59-415 (118 amino acids)
Molecular function (GO): DNA-binding transcription factor activity
Source: RefSeq, a predicted model, not a curated record